This is a messenger RNA of Daucus carota subsp. sativus, 2241 nucleotides long. RefSeq names its product putative F-box/LRR-repeat protein At5g02700. Lineage: Eukaryota; Viridiplantae; Streptophyta; Magnoliopsida; Apiales; Apiaceae. Gene Ontology annotation, molecular function: protein binding. The transcript is spliced from 3 exons. Bases 5 to 1435 code for a protein of 476 amino acids. The record is from RefSeq and is a predicted model, not a curated record.
GAAAAUGGAUGGUAAAAUGAGCAAGAAAGCAAGACUGAUAGGCUGCAACGCAGCUAAUCAAGGCAACAGUGGAGGUGUAGACAGGAUCAGCAGUUUGCCAGAUCAACUACUUCAUCACAUCCUCUCCUUCUUGGAAACUCGAUUGGCGGUUCAAACCAGCGCUCUCUCGAAACGAUGGAAGCUUAUUUGGACGACUCUGCCUAUUCUCAAUUUCACUUGGUCUUGGUCUAAUAUUAGAUCCGGUAAUAAGUUCAUUAACAAUAUCUUUGCUCGUCGAAACAAUAAUUCUGAUGUAUUGAAACUCAAUCAUUUUUUCUUUUAUGAAUCCCCGCAAUUUCAUGGGGUUCAGAAGCUUGCAAAUCAUGCAGUUUCACAUAAUGUUCGUCAAGUAAAUGUAGAUGUUACUGGGGCUGAUUGUAUUGUGACUAUGAAAUUAACAGGACCUAAUGCCAUCGUAUUGAAUUUAAAGCUACCCUUUGAUCAAUUCCUGAAAAAAUUAGAUUCUUGUUGGCGUUUACCCGCUUUAACAACUCUACACUUGGUACGCACUGAUUAUUCGAAACCCUACAAGUUACCUGCAUCAUAUUUGGUUGACUUGCCUGCUUUGCGGACUCUGUUACUUGAUGGUUUCGAGUUACCAAGUUCUGUUAGCCUGCCUGCUUUGCAUACUCUCAUACUGCAUAUUGUCGAAUUCCCUGAAAAUAUGAGUGAGUUCUGCCGGGUCUUCCAGGCGCUUGGAAACCUUCAGAAUCUCACAUUAUUUUUCUGGACCACCUUAAGGUGUGAUUGUGUUAUAGAUUGUCCCCAGUUGAUUAACCUGGAAAUCAAUUACUGCACUAGCAAAUCAGGAAAGAGUAUAGUGUCUAGUAAUUCUGGUAAAAUAAUGGUUUUGACUCCGAAUAUCCGCAACUUCAGUUCUGUUGGCAUCUUCCCAAUCGAAUUUGGAGCUUUUGACUUGGAAAAUGUGAAUAUACAAUUACGGGAUAGCGCUGUAAUCAAGACCGUUGCACCAUCUAAGAUGAAGGAAAAUUUUAAGAAUCAGUUUACUGAUAUGUUUUGGGGACUGUCCCGCACAAAAAUUCUUACACUUGACUCGAACAUCAUUGAGGCACUAUCUGCUCUAUCGGACUUUCUUGUUCAGACAUCCUCUCCUUUUAUUAUGUUAGAGUAUGUGAAGGUACCGCAUGGAUAUAAAGAAUCAAGUAUGUCCACAUACCUUAAAUGGUUCCUACUUGGUCGCUGUCGGAAAGCCACUAUUGUCACUACAUUGCCUCAGAAAAUCGAGAUCAAAGAGCCAGCAUCUUCGGCAGCGAAGAAUGUGCCACCACAAGACCCCUUGACAGCUCCAACAAAGGCACGGGCUGGCUCUAAAAAGGUGCAUUCAGAAGUAAAUGCUGACAGGGCGACACAGAUUGGUGUUACAGUGGAAGGGUAGGGCAAUGACGGGGUGACUUCUUCUAGAAGGGAUAGUGAUUUCGGGUUAUGGCAGGGCCAUGAGGUGAACUCUGAGUUUGCACGUCUACUCCAUAACAUUAUGAAUAACUACCCUGAAACCUUUGAGCACUUUACAACCUCAAGAAGUUAUCGACUAUGAAGCUGAAUAUGUUAUGCACCUCAGUGAAUGUGUUUACCAAAAUCUCUAUGACUCAGGUUAAUUCUGAGAUGAUUGCCGAGUACAGGGAUGUAUUUGCCGGCUUGCAGAAAUUCGGGUUCAACGUAAGUUGGCUUGUGAGCCGUCUAAACUAUAUUGAAAAGCUCCAGAAUUCACAACCUCUUUCCGAGCUUCAUGAGAUUGACUGCCAUAUCAAUAGUGCCAAAAGUAAGUUACAAGAUCUAAAGACUCUUCGUAAGAAGAAGAUGCAAGAGAUUCAGAAAGCUUUUGGAACUAUGGGCACAAACCUUGCUGUUGGUUGCAUUGGGGAUGAUCUCCUCCAUGCUCCUAAAUUUAAUGGAAAGUAAUAUAUGUUUGAAGGUUGGUUAACUGUUGCACUGUCUUGUUUAAUGUCUGGUUGUCAAGUCUCCAGUUACUUCUUGACUCCAAACUGAACUGUUUUUGGUGUAUGGUUUCUGCUUAAUUGUCAUGGAAGUCUGUAUGGUUGCUUGGUAUCUUGUACAACUCCAUCACAAAGAAGUGUGCGUGCAUUUACUUUGCCAGAGUAAUGUGGUUCAGUGACAAGUUAUUGUUGAUUUUGUUAGACUAUGCAUUACUAGCAAUAGCAAUUAUUGUUCCUUUUGUCAGAA